Molecule: messenger RNA, 804 nt
Organism: Fraxinus pennsylvanica
Lineage: Eukaryota; Viridiplantae; Streptophyta; Magnoliopsida; Lamiales; Oleaceae
Source: the annotation of a GenBank genome assembly
AUGAAAUAUCCUUAUGGUGCGUGGAUCCGAGCGGGUGACUUUGGAAAAAGAAAUUUUCCAAGAAAACAAUCAAACUCAAACUCCGGUCCAGGUGAUCCCCCUGGUGCGAAGGUAAUGUCUGCUAAGGAAAAUAGUGGUACCUAUGUACCGCCGGAAGGCAGUCGAGAAUUGCCGGAAUCAGAAACUGGAGGGGAUGAGGCCCUAGCCCUAUUGGUAACUGCACCGAAGUUUCUGCUGAAAAAUAAGGGAAAGAUUGAUGUGGAUCAGUCACAGACGAAAUUGGUACGAGUGUCAGAACACCUAAAAGAAGGAGGCUUUUCAGGGGAGGAUCACAACGAAUCAAACUUAAAGUCAAUAAUUCCUGUUGAGGGUGCUAAUGGGCUGGACGGUGAUAAUGGACUGGAUGAUAUAAAUAGGCGCAAGAAUCAAAAUCACAUAGGGCAGAUGCAUCAAGCAGGAUCCUCAAAGGGUCCAAAUGAGAAGAUGCUGUGGAAACAUUUGUGGAAGAUGAAAGUGCCGCAUAAGGUAAAGGUUUUUGCGUGGAAAGCAUGCAAACAUGGGCUACCUACAUCUCUAAAUCUGGCAAAGAAACAUAUCUUAGGGCAGAGUCUUUGCAGUCUAUGUAAUUCAGAAACUGAGGAUCUGCAUCAUGCUGUGAUAAAUUGUAACAUGCUCAGAGGGGUUUGGAACAAUUUCUUUCCAGAAUUGGUCAACAAUAAUUGCAGUCAAAUCAAGGAAAAGGCACUUGCUUUAUGUGAGACAAAAGAAGUAACAAAGCUGGAUACUUUCUUCAUGCUGCUCUGA